This is a messenger RNA of Talaromyces atroroseus, 1017 nucleotides long. RefSeq lists its product as hypothetical. Gene Ontology annotation, molecular function: DNA-binding transcription factor activity, RNA polymerase II-specific; zinc ion binding. Gene Ontology annotation, biological process: regulation of DNA-templated transcription. Lineage: Eukaryota; Fungi; Ascomycota; Eurotiomycetes; Eurotiales; Trichocomaceae. The transcript has a single exon. The record is from RefSeq and is a predicted model, not a curated record. The coding region runs from base 1 to 1017 and encodes 338 amino acids.
AUGACUGUCCUGCGCAAGGCAUGCCGCAACUGUACCUUCUCCAAGCGGAAAUGCGUGGUACAGCUGCCAAGAUGCGCUCGCUGCGCUCAGAAGGGUCUCGACUGUACCUACGACCUAGAGCCUCUGAGCGUCCCGACUGCACAACCCGAGAGCCUACCUAAAUUAUCGUUUAAUCCAUCAAGCUGUGAUACCCCUGGGUACUGCGUCAUGAAGACCUUUCAAUCACGAGCUUCCACUGGCAUCGAACCGGAGUACUGUAGACCGGGACAUUUGGAUGCCUUAGAGAUCGUUCGCAUGAGUUAUCAACGAUUGCCAGACCUUAUCCGGGUAGGAAAGCCUGCAUUUUUCAUACACCCUAAGCUACAACUACGCAGCAACCGCAAUCACCUUGCCAUCUUCGAAAGGAGUGGAAAGAGCGGCGUGAACUAUGAGAAUUUUCAGCGUCUAAUUCAACUCGAUAUCAAGACAGCCCCUGUUGAAGAGGCCCUCCCCGCUCUUCAGGCUCUUCUUAUCUACCUGGCGAGUUAUUUCUUUCCUCCGGGCCAGCUCGGGGAAGAUACAGUAGAGCAAUUUCUUAACAUUUUAUCCGAAUGGACUCAGACGUUAUUGGCAUCUGCUCAGACUGGAAUGCCUCGAGGUCCGUCUGCCUGGCAAGAGUGGCUAUUUGGAGAAAGCAUUCGGCGGACCAUUGUCAUGUCAUAUGCACUCGUGAUGGCUGUGUCUAGCUUUAAUUAUGGGUAUUGCUCCCAUUGGUUAUUCAUUGAGUCUCUUCCAUUCGAUAAGCGCCCAGGCCUGUGGAUGGCGGAGUCACCACAGGCUUGGAUUGCAGCAGCUCGAGCUAGAACAGGCGAAGAAGUAGGCGAGCAGCUCAACUCCUUUCACGAGUUUGCGAUAAGUUGUGAUGGGUCAGAUCUGAGUUUCUGUGGGGAUGAGUUUCUAGCUUUGCUCGCAUUCGCUCAUAACGGCAAAUCCGAUACUGCCCAGAGCUGGUGCGAACUAGACCGAAUUGGGGUUUGA